AAUCAGCGCCAGAGAAAUAAUCCGGGUGUCCUACUGUAUUAGUAACAAUCACUUGGCCGCGGCGUCGCCACCUCACCCACUGUCUCACCUGCUUGAAGACUCAGAAGGCGAAAGAGAGAAGAUGAACUAACCGUCUAAACAGGGUCAUAUGGAGAUGAAUACUGUGAAAACGUCUGCCACGAAUUCAGAUGUUGACAACAAGCAACAAGUAACGGUUCCAGAAGACAAUCUUUCUAAAGGUAAAUCAAGCCUCGUUUGCAAGAUGCCGCACUGCUGUACAUCUGUUAAAAACAAAAUCAUUGGUGCAUUUGAAAGCUACGGCGUUCUUGUAGGCAAGUACCCUCUCCCAUUUAUCAUCAUCCCCAUUGUGGUGUUUGGAGGUCUUGGAUUCGGACUGUUCACCCUCAGUUUUGAAACAGACCUCGAGAGCCUUUAUUUUCCAAGUAACAGUCGGGCAAUAAACGAUCGGCAGAAAGUUCGAGAUCUUUUUCCUAAUGUAAAUAACAUCAACUAUGACUCCUUCGCCCAGAGUGAUGCAGUCGACGAGGUGGUUUUGAUGUUUCAGUCCAAAAACGGCGCAAGUAUUUUUGAAAAUAGUUCUGUUGAUGAAAUAAGGGAGAUUGUAGCUAAAGUUAAGAAUAUUUCUGCGAACAAGAAUGGACAAAGUGUGUCCUACAAUGAUCUUUGUGCCAAAGCCGCCUCCCAGUGUGUCGUCGAAGGAGAACUACUUGCUCUCUCCCGGAUUUCAGGCAUUGUUGUCGGCUGGUUUAAUUUCAUUUCCACGCUGGCUACCCCCCAGAUCAAAAGAAACAGUUGACCUCUCAUUUUACCUUUCUCAGGCAACGACGAAUGAUAGAAACAUUCUCCAAGCUGCCGGAAUCCUUAAACUGUCAUUUAAACUGAGGGAAAAUUCCAAAGAAUGGAUGGCAGAGUUUCUUAGCGCCAUCGAGAAGACGUCGUCCAACUUCUCUAAUAUUUUGUACGGGACCACCGACUCUCUAAGCGAGGAACUUGACAAGGGAACCAAAGGUGACAUUUACCUGUUUUCUUUGACCUUCACCCUCUGCAUCACCUUUGCCUCCGUGGUUUCUUCUGGAGGAAACCCAGUGUCCACCAGGGCGAUGCUGGCCAAUGCCGGGGUGCUGGCCGCAGGACUGAGUGUUGUAGGGUCUCUGGGACUGGUCAGUCUGUGUGGUGUCAAGUUUGUCAGCCUCGUCGGCAUCAUGCCUUUCCUAAUCAUAGGUAUAGGUGUUGAUGACAUGUUUCUGCUGAUGUCUUCAUGGAGUGAGGCCAUUUCUGAAAAGAUAUUUGUUGAUAGAAAAAGUGCAGUAGCAGCUCAUCUUGGUGCAACUUUCGCUAGUGCCGGCAUCGGUAUCACGGUUACAUCGCUGACAGACUUCGUGACUUUCAUCAUCGGGACAACUUCUACAUUCCGGAGUGUGACAAACUUCUCAAUUUAUACAGGUGUGGCAGUACUUUUCUGUUACAUUUGCCAAGCCUCAUUCUUUGGAGGAUGUCUCUCUCUACACACUCGGCGAGUACUGUCCCAAAGGCACUUCCUGACCUGCAUGAAAACAAAGAGUAGAAAAGAGCUGAAAGAGAAGGGAAAGUCAUCCUGCGUAGCUGUAAUCUGCGGAGGAUCGAUUCCCCAGUCUCCACGCGAUGAUGAAAGCAUCUGCGAGAAACUUCCUCGUCUGACGAUACCUAAGCUGGUCAUCAACUCCGUGGGCCGCGUUGUCAUCAUCGUCGGCUUUUUGGGCUACCUUGCAGCGUCCAUCUACGGGGUCAUCAACCUUCCACAGGGUCUAGUCCUCUACAACCUUGUACCAAAGUCAUCUUACUACCAUUCCUUCCUCGUCUUAAACGAGGAACAUUUUCCCAGCCACCUACCCGUUGCUUUUGUCGUAGAUGGACAGGUUGAUUAUUCUGGAAAUGAUGGCGAUCAACUCCGAUUGCUCAUUUCAUUGGCUCAGAACUACAGUCUGAUGGUUCCUAACUUCCAGCGCUGCUGGCUGACCGAUUACGUCACUUCCGCAUACUAUUCCAACACGUCAUUCGUGAAUAACCUUAGAGACGUGUUUCUACCAGCCAACCCGUUGUACUACAAUGACGUCAUCCUCGACCCAACGAACACGUCCAUCAUUGCCUCGAGGUGCUACGUGGUGUCCAGGUCGAUCAGAAGUCAGUACGACCUGGCCGAUGUGAUGACAAGGAUGAGAUCACUCGCUGAUGACUCACCUUUACAUGUCUUUGCUUACCAGCAGUCUUUCGUUGCUCUGGAGCAGUACCUUGCUGUUUUACCGGCUACACUUCAGAUGGUGGGAGUUGCCAUCGCAGUUAUAUUCGUCGUCUGCGUGGUUUUCCUCCUACACCCUUUCAUGGUUGUCUUGGUAACCAUCACUGUUGCCAUGAUCCUAGUGGGCAUCUUCGGCUUCAUGUACUACUGGGACACGCCUUUGUCGUCCAUCACCAUGAUCCACUUAGUCAUGAGCGUCGGCUUCUCCGUGGACUUCUCUGCGCAUGUCUGCUCCGCCUACCUGGUGUCUGACGCAAGCACGCGCAAAGAGCGUGCGCAUGACGCCAUCAGUCACGCGGCCAGUGCCAUUUUUAACGGCGGCGUGUCCUCGCUCCUGGGAGUCAUCCUGCUGGUGUUCUCAGACUCCUACAUCUUCAUCUCCUUCUUCAGGAUCAUGGUGCUGGUCAUCGGCUUUGGUAUGCUGCACGCCGUCCUCUUCCUGCCAGCGGUGCUGUCGCUGAUUGGUCCGCAGAACAGUCAGAUCGGUGCUAGCGCCCCCAUGACAGACUCAACUGGACAAAGUGAUGACAUUACUAUGACUUCUUGCAAGAACGCACCAACUGGACAUGGGAAAAGUGAUAACAAUGAUAUCACACGUUCCAAGAACGCACCAGGUGGACAAAACCCAGCUGAUGACAAUUAUGAUACUUCUCGUGAGAACGCAGCAGGAGAAAGUGGACAAGACAAAGAGACCUAUAAAAAUUUAGUUCAUGAAUGCAAAACCAUCAAAGAAGCAAAUCCGUCUCUUAACUCCGCAAAUGAAAUUUAUUUACAGCCAAUCUCAAAAACAGGUUUUAAGCAAAAUAACGGACACGCUGAAGAGAAACAACUUAAACCCGAGGAAUAUUUGGCAUAUGAUGGCAAAAACACUAUUAUUAUUUCGCUGUAAUAAUAUAAGAAAGCAGUGAUAUUUCUGCUUUGUCUGCACAUGUUUUCCAGAAUGUUGAACAUAAAACAGCACAUGUCGCUAGAAGAGACUUUGUGAAAACAGGAACACAAUAAUAAUCUAUGACAGUUUUUCUUUGUUUAAUCAUGAGAUGUGGUCUUCUACUCUAUUAGUUAUCGUUCUUGCAUAUUUUUAUGAAAAUUCUUAUAGACUGUGAUAAUGAUUGUUGUUUUUUACUUACAGUAUAUAUUAAACAUCUUAUUUAUUUUAAAUUAAGAUAGCUUUUAAAAGGUCAAUGUCUAGUACCAAAGUAGCAGAAUGUAUUGCAGGACUGGUCUCCAUGUAGCUGUGAGAUAAAUACAAAUCCCUGGUCGCCAAUCUCAAGUUUAAAUUUGGUCUGAAAUUUCAGCUUGCCAAUUAAAACCAGAGGCUAAAUUUUCAUUACGAGGGAGGCAGACUAACGAAAGAUAUAUUCUCAUCCUUUCUUGUCUAAACUUAACAUCAGACGAUGUAUUUGAAACGAGAAUGGGUUUUCCACAGAAUGAAUGUCUGAUCCUUUUUAUCAAGCAUUAAAACUCAUCAUGGAACAGAACAUUAUCAAACUGUUAUCGUUGCUUUACAUCUUUUAAUUCUAACAUUUCAGUUCCCUGUCAUGCAAAUUCUCAUCUAUACACGACAACAUAAAGCCUACCAUCACACAUUUCUGAAUUCGAAUUGCUUGACUAAUGUCUAAGAACACCCUGAGUAGAAUUUCUAAAUGCAGAAAAUCCAAACCGUUACAAGAGUAACUUUGAAAGCUUCCCCACACUUCAUACUUUGAUUAACAUUUAAAUCAGAUGCACUGAAUGGAAAAGACCAAAGCUUGCUUGAUUACUUGAAAAUUAAAUGAAAUGGUUACUGUUAUUUCCAGAACAAUCACUACGCUAGUAUUUGGCAGAAACGAUUCAGACGGACUGGAAUGCAUCAUAAAAUAAACUCAUUUAUUUCCACUUAGUGUAAAGGAAAUGCGCUUUACCUUUGUUAUUAGUAUUUUUAGCAUUUACAUUUAUUUAACAGGACAUAAACUUAUUAUUAUUCAUAUUAAUAUUAUAAGUAGUAGUAUUUUAUUAUCUCAAUGUUAAAUGUAAUCUGAACAUUUCAAAUACCUGGCAUAAAAACAGUUCUGCUAUCUACUUGUUUUAGUACUACUGAAUAAAAGAAAAGAAAUUAUUCUCUUACAUUCUGGUUUCUAUAGAUGUCUUUUUCAGCUAAUUGGCUAGUUAACUAUUUCUAUGUAAAUAAAAUAAUGCUUCACAUUUUUUUACGAUCAUAUAGCUCGAGAAAUUAAAAUGUUAU
This is a messenger RNA of Pomacea canaliculata, 4517 nucleotides long. RefSeq names its product patched domain-containing protein 3-like. Gene Ontology annotation, molecular function: transmembrane transporter activity. Gene Ontology annotation, cellular component: membrane. The transcript has 6 exons. The record is from RefSeq and is a predicted model, not a curated record. Lineage: Eukaryota; Metazoa; Mollusca; Gastropoda; Architaenioglossa; Ampullariidae. Gene Ontology annotation, biological process: transmembrane transport. Bases 657 to 3185 code for a protein of 842 amino acids.